This is a messenger RNA of Volvox carteri f. nagariensis, 831 nucleotides long. RefSeq lists its product as uncharacterized. The record is from RefSeq and is a predicted model, not a curated record. Gene Ontology annotation, cellular component: nucleus; cytoplasm. The annotation marks the transcript as partial. Lineage: Eukaryota; Viridiplantae; Chlorophyta; Chlorophyceae; Chlamydomonadales; Volvocaceae. Gene Ontology annotation, biological process: protein phosphorylation; intracellular signal transduction. The transcript has 6 exons. Gene Ontology annotation, molecular function: ATP binding; MAP kinase activity.
GGUGCCUAUGCCUUCGUCUGGAAGUGCAUGGAGAGGUCCACCGGGCGGCUCAUCGCGGUGAAAGGCUUCAAGCAGGCGCAUGAGAUACCGGAGAUUAUGCGUCUUGCAGUACGGGAGGUGCAGGUCCUUCAGAUGCUCAAACACCCUGCCAUCAUUCCGCUGAUAGAGGCCUUCAAGUCCAAGUCGGGCCGGGUGUACAUGGUCUUCCCUUUCGUGGAAUCUAACGCGUAUCAGUGGUUUCAGGAGUUUCCUGAGGGCAUCCCCAUGCCCUGGCUGAAGCUGGUGGUGUGGCAGCUGCUGCAUGCCUUAGCCUACCUGCACCAGCGAAAGGUCGUCCACCGCGACAUCAAGCCGGGCAACAUCCUGCUGUCGGAGGGCGGCGGGGUCAAGUUGUGUGACUUUGGCUUCGCUCGUACCACCCACUGCGGCCCCCGGGACGCGGAGGACUUGACCAGCUAUGUGGUCACUCGCUGGUACCGGGCACCGGAGGUGCUUGUGGGCGACCGCUACGGCCCCGCCUGCGAUAUCUGGUCACUGGGCUGCACGGUGGCAGAGCUGGCUACGGCAAGGCCAUUGUUCCAGGGCAACUCCUCAGCAGAGCAGCUGUGGCGCAUCAUGCGAUGCUUCGGGCCCCUGACAGCCUCCCAGGCAUCCUGUAUGUCCUCCAACCCCCUAUACACAAGAGUGCGCGUCACAACACGAGGCCGCACCCUCCGCGAGCGCUUGUUGGGCUGCGACCCGGACCUGUUCUGCCUGGUAGAGUCAUGUCUGCAGCUGGACCCCAGCGACAGACCCACCGCCAGAGAGCUGCUGCAGUCACCGUACUUCUCG